Messenger RNA from Dromaius novaehollandiae (emu), 1654 nucleotides. RefSeq names its product maestro heat-like repeat-containing protein family member 2B. The record is from RefSeq and is a predicted model, not a curated record. NCBI's taxonomy places the organism in Eukaryota, Metazoa, Chordata, Aves, Casuariiformes, Dromaiidae. Gene Ontology annotation, cellular component: cytoplasm. The transcript is spliced from 13 exons. Bases 332 to 1516 code for a protein of 394 amino acids.
UGUAGUCCCAUCACGCACUCGCCACUACCAGCCGUGACGCUUCGCGAAGCUUCUGAGGUGGCUGCGGCCAUGUUUGGGGGGAGUCGGGCAGCCUUUCUUUCCUAGGGAGAAGUUGCUUGCCCGCUUUCCCUAUGAAGGAGGUGGAUACGGAGUUGCUGCCCUGCAAUUGCUGCAGGCCCUUCACAGGAGGAUUCACCGAGCGGUGGGCAUUCCUUGGAGGGUGCAGAUCCCGUCCCUGCUGCAGUACCUUGAAGGAAAAGAUGAGAGCUCCCUGGACUGUGCAGAAUGGGAGGGCCUCCUGCUGAAGUUCCUGAGAACAUCCCUAGAGACAAUGGAGGACCACACCUGGAUGGUGCACUUGAACGCUGAGUUAACUCAGCAGAUGGCCAAGUAUCCGAACCUUUCCAAGGAGAAGGGUUUCCUGUACAAGGCUGUGGGGACAGCACUGGCAGCUUCUCAGAACGUCAGCUAUGUUCAGGAGCAGAUGCAGAGCUAUUUGGAAGGAAUCCGUUCUCUGGAACCUUCUGAGAGAGAGGGCCCAAUCUCUGUGCUAGCAUGCUGUGCUGAGAGCCACCUUGAUCUUGCCUUGACUGUUGUCCGAGCGUUUGAUGCUGCUGCGCAGAAAAGUAGACUUUCGGGGGUCCUCACCGUCUGGGAGGAGAACGAAGAGGCGAAAAGAGCAAAGAUGUGUGCUGCUCUCAUGCUAGCCUACAGCCGGAUAGCUCUGCACGCUCCCAGAGAGCUGCUUUGUUCCCGAGUCGAGAUGGUCAUCGUGGAAAACAUCCUGUGCCAGUACAGGAGCAGCUCGCAGGACGUAGAGCUCAAGCUGGCCCUGAUCCAGAGCGUCGCCGAAGUCAGCUGUGCCAUUCAAGGUGUCAGCAACGUGAAGAGCUUUAAUUUCUCUUCCAAAAGGGUGCUGCUUGCGAUUCUGCUGGACUUCAUGGAGCAGGAGCCCGUGGGUUGCCCAGCUUCUCCUGUGCCUUGCAAGGCAGUGCUUGCACUUGAGCAUUUGAGCAAGAUCAAGCCGUCCCUGACCCGGGAGGAAAACUGCCAUCUGCUUCGCCAGUGCUCGCAAGGCCUAAUUGCCCUGCCUCCCCUUGAGCCGAGCAGAGAGGAAGGGGAGGCAGCAAAGGAUGCUCAGCAUGGGCAGUCUCUCUAUAGACAAUCCCUGGGAGCUCUCAGUCGGCUCAUGACAACUCUUGAGGAAGACCUGACCUCCUCCUGGCUCCAGGAAACCUUCCAUGUUGCAUGCCACUACUUGCCCUUGGAGCAGGCGAGAGACUUUCUGAAGGCUGUCUCGGGCAGCAUGCUGUCCUUCAGCCCCACUUGUGCAAAUGCAGCAAGAAAGUGGAUGAUGAUCUUUCUGGAGCAACGUGGGAGAGAACUCCUCCCAGAGGUGCCAGAAGUCCUGACAGUCCUUUAUGACCGUCUGCCAGCUUGCCAACAGGACGCCCUGAGAGUUUCUUUGAUGCCGUAUCUCUGCUGGCCUCCUAUCACUCAGAGGCAGUUAAAUUAAUUAAAAGCUAAAUGGCUGUACUGCCCUCCAUUUAGCACUCUAUCACAAACACACUGUUAACAGCAAAAGUGCGGCAGGCUCCCCAAGCCGGCAGAGCGGUAGUGGCAGCAGCGGGAGGACGAGGCGCCUCGAGCUGAG